AGACACCACAGCAGAGGAUAAGAGCAGCUGCUUUCUGACACGUCCUAAAUGAAGUAGUAGUAAUGAGUGUUUACUGCUCUGAUACACAGACGUACAUGUUCAUCUUCUCCAAUGUGAUCCAACGUUCAUCUUCCUCAGCAGCUCUUUUAGGAAAGUGUAAAUCUGGUCCCAGCGAGUUCUCUCUACCUCUGACAUCAUCCCUCCAACAUGAGCAUCAACAGGGAGGGACACAGACCUGAGGGGGGCCACAGCCAUGGAGCCAAACUGGCCCCCAACGUCAAACCCAAACUGGAGCAGAGGAGCAGUAAGGACGAGCAGUGGAAGAGAGAGAGAGCUACAAGAGUGAGACGAUCCAGGAGUAACGACUCACAGAGGGGGGAAAGAGGGAGGAGGAGAGAGAGAGACAGGUACCAUGGAGCGUGGCGACAACGAGGGAGGAGCGAGGAGCCCCGCAAACGAGACAGGAGAGAGGGGGACAGCGACCGGAGCAGAGCGAAGCGUCCUGAGGACGACGUGGAGGACACCGAGUGUGCCAUCUGCUUCUGCUCUUACGAUAACGUCUUCAAGACGCCAAAGCUGCUGGUGUGUGGCCACACCUUCUGCCUGGAGUGUCUCGCUCGCAUCAACGUGACCGCGCCCGAGCUCAAGACCCUGUCCUGCCCCGUGUGCCGUGAGCUGACUGAGCUCCCACACGGCCAGGACCUGCCCCGCCUGGGCAACAACGAGGACAUCAUCGGCAAACUCCCGGCAGACAUGCACAGGGCGCUGUCCAUCCGCUUUAAACGCAGCAAGGGCAAACUGCUCCUGAAACACCCGCCUCCCGUCAGCCCGACCAAGACCAACAUCCUCAGCCUGCCCGUCAAGACUCACGACGACCAGGCCGCCGCCGCCGCCGCCGCUGAGGCCGCCGCCCAGGCUGCAGGAGAGCACAGGAGCCUGCCCGCCACUGUGGUGGACGUGGGCCGGCCUCCGAACAGGGUCAGAGGUCGCCUGCGCAGGCUGUUCCGCUCAGACCGCUGUUACUAUGCUGUGGUGGUGGCCAUCAUCACCGUCACUGUGGCGCUCAUGCUGGUCGGCAUCCUGGCGUUUGUCAUCGUACCAAACAUCACCAUUCACCGCCUGCCGGGUCACGCAGAGAACCACACCUCACAGAGCCCCCAGACUCCGCCCUGAAGAGGAGAGACUCCGCCCCGAAGAGGUGAAGAGCGAAGUGAAGGGAGAAACUCUAGCACUGGACAUGUUUGAUGAUGGUGACGAGGAGAAAUGAAGGAAAACGAGAACAGGAACCUGUUCUUCACACAGAAGUUACACAUGAAAGAAGAAACAGGACAAACCCACUUUUCUUUAUUUACCGUCGUGUUCUUCUGUGAAAACGUCUGUUCUGACUGUGAAUACAUGAUGAAGAAGAUGAAGAAGAAGAAGAAGAAGCUGUAAAUGUUCAAAUGCACUAAGUCCUUGUUAUCUUGUGAUCGCACCAAGCACAGCCAUAGAAGCUCGAGGCGUCAUGUUUAUGUUUAUUCACCUGCUCAUUGUACAUAAUCAUACAUGAUUUAUAUAUUUGUAUUUUAUUGUUUUCUCUCUGUGUAAGAAUUCACCUGAAAUAAGAUCGUACCCUCAAAUGUUCAGUAUUUUUAAAACACAUAUCAGCUGUUUGUGAGGUUUUAAAACCUGUUAUUUGGAAAUAUUAUGUAUUCUUUUAACGAAAUAAAAGACGGCACAGAGUCUUCUUACACUGACUCUGUGAGAAACCUGUUUGUCA
Molecule: messenger RNA, 1759 nt
Organism: Solea solea (common sole)
Lineage: Eukaryota; Metazoa; Chordata; Actinopteri; Pleuronectiformes; Soleidae
Gene: rnf183
Product: ring finger protein 183
Exons: 2
Coding region: 208-1173 (321 amino acids)
Biological process (GO): protein ubiquitination
Molecular function (GO): ubiquitin protein ligase activity
Source: RefSeq, a predicted model, not a curated record